AUAUAUAGGUAUUUGUCUUUUUCUCGAGCUAGUCGGUCAUAUAAAACUUACUCUUGCACGCUGAGCCCCGUUUAGACAUGACCAAAUACAUGCAUCAACGGCAACAAUGGAUAGCCCGUCGAAUUACUUUCAAGCCCAAGGGCUACACUCUCGAUCCACUUACUCAUCCGUCUCUUCACAAUCUACCCAUGCAAGCCUUCUGUCCAGUCCUACAUUUAGCAGUACUUCAAGUGCCCCCUCGUCAUAUACCAACUUUACCGAUAACAGCCGCUCCUGCCAAAGUUUUUACAUGAUGACUGUCAGUGACGAGGAGCACAGUCGUGCUAAGAGACUCGUAAAGGAGCAGUCAUCUAGUAAUCAACAGAAGGCAGCUACCGCCGUUCUGUCUAGUGUCGCUGAUGGGACGGUGGUGCCUUCAACGGUAAUGCUGGUCCAGGCCCUACUAGACCUCGGCGCUGAAGUCUGUUUUCAAAGACGCAAGAGCACCAACGUCUUGAAGAUUGCGUUGAACAAAGACCAGACCGACAUACGCAGCGAUCUAUUGGACAGAGCAAUUCACAAUUGCUCCCAUGAGAUCAUAUUGCUUCUUGCUCAAAACGCCGAUGAACAGGCUGUGAAUCAAGCAUUUCCCAUUGCCAUCGACCAAAAUGACCCAGAAAAGAUUAGGAUCUUACUUGCCAGAGGUGCUAACGCAUCUUUAUGGUGUAGUAAGUUCCUAGACGCUGUUGAGGUUGGCUCCGACGAAGUUGUUAACGAAUUGACGAGAACACACAACGGUGCCUGCCAGGACUGUCGCGAUAGGGGUUUGAUUCGUGCAGCAAUGUUUGGACACACAAACAAAGCUCAGAUUCUCUUGGAUAGAGGCGCAAAUCCAAACUUUGAGAGAGCGAAAGCACUCGGGGUUACUAUCCACAGCGGCAGAGAAGAUAUCGGCGCACUUAUUGUAUCCCAAAUGUCGAUAAGGGUCCAGCCAGAUUUACUAGACAUGGCUAUUGGGGAUGCAUAUAGCAAGUCAAAAUAUCAGAUUUUGGUAGCAUGUUUGAAGGCCAGAGAAGGGGGCCCCACCGAAACAGUAAAUCGGAUACUGCUCCAAGCCGUCGAACGCAAUCAGUUCGACUUAGUUACUCCUCUUCUCCAGAGCAACGCUUCUGUAGAAUAUCAGGGAGGAGCUGUUGUGAUUGCUGCCGUACUCAGCCGACAUCACAAGUUACUACAGGCAGUGCUCUCGAGCGGCAAAGCAUCACAAUCAUCCAUGGCCGCAGCGAUUUCUCGGGCUACCGAGUUAGGCGAUUCUCAGAUCACCUGUCGCAUGGUGCAUGCCUUGGUCUCUGCUGGCCUUCGCGGCGAUGCCGUCAACAAGACAUUGUUAAGAAUCCUUGAUCCAACGUUUGCAGCAGGUAAUGAUGACUCUCGUCUUGCUCUGGCACGCUUCCUCAUAGAUAAGGGCGGUGCAGAGGUCAAUACCCAACAGGGUAGGGCUUUCAUACUCGCCGCAACCGAGGGGUGGGCGAACAUUCUGGGCCUCCUCAUUCGCUAUCAGCCAUCUUUCGCGUCACUUAGAGCGGCCAUGCCGCCUAUAAUGCGACUCAAAGACCGCGAGAUAAGAAGUAAGAUGAUCAAUAUGGUUAUAGAUUUUGGCAAUAGUGACCUGCUCACCUCUGAGAAUCUGAAAGUUGCGGCAGUAUCAUCAGCUGCAGAAGCCUUGCGUCUCGAUGUUUUACAACAUUUAGCCCUACGCGGUCUGUCGGAUUCGGCUAUUCUUGCUGGGUUUUCCGCAGCAAUUUCAUCUGGAAGUGAAUGGACUACACCUUCUGGUCUCUCUGUUAUCCAUUUCCUCCUAGACUUAGGUGCUUCGGGCCCUCCUGUUGAUGAAGCUUUUUGUCAUGCAACGAAGUUACUUGCGCAUGAUGCUAUUAUGCUACUAAGAGAUUUUAUCAGCGAAGGGUGCGUGAACCAAGCUCUCCUAGGCAUGAUAGAGAGUUCUCAGGAAUGGCAUUCUCCCGACGACAGCAAUCUCUGGCUUAUGCAGUAUCUGCUCGAGUGGGAAGCCCAAGGGGAACCAGUAAAUAUUGCUCUUCUCAAAGCUCUGGAUGCAUACACCUCCUCACCGAAGUUAGCAUCUAAAGAUCUUGUCGAUACGCUCCUUACGAUAGCUGAUGUUAAUUUCCGGGACGGCGAGGCGCUCAAAAUAGCUAUCAAAGGUGGCGACGCGUCACUCCUGCAGGAACUGGCCUUUCUAGAUGCUAAUAAAGAGACGAUGACGCAUGCGUUUUGCGAGGCCAUCACAGCACAACUAGAAGAGGAAAAAGUGCUAGAACUACUCCAAGUUCUCAGCGACCGGGAGCCUGGAUGUCAACCUGAUUUCGAGAGACUCUUACCUCAUCGAUUUCCGCCACUUUUCGACUGCCUUAUUACGCACCCGGAAUCAGUAAAGCUACUCAAACGUUUGAUCAAACUAGGCUGCAAGGUAGAUGCGACGGCCCUCAUCAAGCUUUACGAUACAACGGAGCCUGAAUAUGCUACCACACUUGCAUGGGCCUUAUCCCAGACCGGAAGAGGCCGAAUAGUGUCUUCGGCUGUCAUAACGAAGCUAAUAGAGGCGAAGGCAAACGUCAAUUUUACAGCGUCGUCUUCCCAAACAACACCCCUGAUACUCGCUGCGAAGAACUCUCGUGGAGACAUUGUGAAGAAACUACUCGAAGCGAAAGCUGAUUCCCGAAGCCACGACCGUUUCGACAAAGCGGCCCUUUUCUAUGCCUCCCAAGUCGGAAAUAUCGAUGCUGUGAAGGCUCUGUUGAAGACCGAAUUCCGUCUGAACGACGGCAGUCUCCACGAAGCAGCAAGGAAUCUACACAGAGAUUGCGUCGCCGCUCUAAUCAAGGCCAAAUACGAUCCAAACUUCCGCAGUAGUAGGGUGGAGUACAAUGGGCGUAAUGCUCUCCAGGAGAUGGUAUACCGGUGUGAUGGCUUGCAAAAGGUGCCAGAUAUGGAAGCAACCAUUUUGGCCCUUGAGAAGGGGGGAGCUAACCCCCUUGAAAAGUGGCGGGGGAAAACAGCGCUAUUCCUUGCCUUAAGCAACCCGCGGCCAUAUCAUAUUACUCAGGCCUUCUUAAACAUAGGAAAGUGGUGCGAGAGCAACAACCCCAAGAACGUUAUUGAAGAACUUCACCCUGGAACAGGAGAGAAGUUCUAUCUUUCACCUACCGUUUGGCUUAGACGAACUGCAUAUGAGAUUAAUGCGGGUAUCAACGCUCAAUUGGAGAGACUCUUAAAGACCAUGGGAUGUGAAGACCGGUACUUCGCUCCGCUUGGUUCAGAACAGCCAGAUGGUGCCGUAGGCUUACCUGACGACAUUGCCAAAGAGGUUAAGCGUCGCAAAGACGAGCUAGACAAAUAUUACAAAUCCGAAUUCGAGCACCAAACAAAGAUACGUCGUCACUACGAAGAAGAGGAAGCGCAACACGAGCUAUGGAAAGAAAUGCAGUCUGAGAAGACGACCCAGAAGGUCAUCCAGUCUGCUACGAUUCAUCAGAACCAACUGUAUCAGAACAUGCAGACAGGCAAACUGCAGCAGGAUACCCUGGCGCAGAAAAACGCUCUGACCGAGCUGACUCUCCAAAAUCAACAACAGCUGAAACUCAACUUCCAGCAGCUGACGACCAAGCAACAGCAGGAGGCGCUGAUGCAGAAAAAUGCUAUACUUCAAACCCAACAACAACUCAAACUCGACUUCCAGCAGCGGACGGGGCAGCAAAAGGUACAGCUUCAAGGACAACAGAACAUGCUGACGCGCAAAGCCCAACAACAGCAAGUCUCGAGUGCCCAGAGGAUGAAGGCGAUCAAAGCGAGCGAGGAGCAAGCAAAGCUCAAAGCCAAGAAAGCAAUGCACAGGGAAGACCUCAUAUACCAAGCUGCAAAGCAAAUGGUGUGAGGCAAGCUUUCAAGUACCGAAGUUAGUUCCUCAUAUCAUCAAAGGAAACGUCGAGAGGAGUUGGCAAGAAGGAGGCCAUGUGGGUGAUCCGCUUUAGACAUGGCAGUUCGGAUAGCCCGACCAGCCUAGCUUUAAUAUCAAAUUAUGAAAGGUAGAUGCAGCGAAGCUGUAGUGGAGGCUUUAUUAGGGAUGCCGGUUCAGAGCAUACGCUUUUCUAUAUACUCUUUGAUAUAGUUGCUCUCUUUGUAAGAAUUUCCUAUUAACGACAGUACUCCUCAAAAUCUAGGAAAUGACGGUUGGGACAUAGAAACGGUCAGCUAAAGGUUAUGUUAUCAGUGUGCAGUGUAAGAGCCAUCAUUACCUGUCAUCGGGGCGAUCUCUUAGCAACGCAACUUGAGGACGAAUGGACCCAGGGUAUUCAGGAAAUGGGAAGGAGGGUGGUCUGGACGAAGCAGAAGCGGCAUCGUCCGGAGCGGGACGAAGUGGGGCGUUCCGGGACGCCGAUGCCAAAACGGAGCACUGCCCGGCUACUGCGAGAGAGUUGAAUGCAACUAGCUAGUCAGAACGGCCUAGGAUAUCCCCUAGCUGGUUUGCAAAUCCAACUACCUGAGGUACCUAAGUAGGAAGAGCCGCUCUGGAAACUACCUCAUGAAGAAAGAGUGCCCGAUCGUGAAAAGUGAGCUGCACUGCAACCAAAU
Annulohypoxylon truncatum is the source of this 4629-nucleotide messenger RNA. RefSeq lists its product as uncharacterized. Lineage: Eukaryota; Fungi; Ascomycota; Sordariomycetes; Xylariales; Hypoxylaceae. The coding region runs from base 107 to 3931 and encodes 1274 amino acids. The record is from RefSeq and is a predicted model, not a curated record. The transcript has 3 exons. Gene Ontology annotation, molecular function: protein binding.